CAGCUAGUAGGUAGCACACAGAGCUCUGGAUAGCGUAGAUAAUGGUUGUUUUUUGACGUGUGUUACUGGUUGAACCUAAUUUUGUGGUAUUUAGAACCAUUUUAACGAGGCGAAGAACCUUUUAAUUAGUCGUUUUUGAAGAUACUCAACUUUCUUAAAGAGUUUUUGGUUUAAAACUAGUAAUCAUGGCCUGGUACCCGUUGAGCCCUGCUGGUACCCCAGUCCUGAGCAGCUUGAGGAGCUUCUUCUCGGGCCUGAACCCCUUCAGCGGUGAACGCAAACGGCUGGAGAGGUGGAGGUAUGAGGAGAUGUGGAGAGAGAAGGAGAGACAGCAACAGCUCAUGACUGCCAUCAAGGAGAAAGAGAGGGAGAUAGAGAUGAAAAAGAAAGAACUGAUGGAGAAGACGAAGAAGCAGGAGAAAAGGAUGCUGCAGGAGGAGAAGAAGAAGCAGAAGCAGCAAGAGAUGGAGAGACAAAAGGAGCUGGAGUUGAUCCAGUGGAGGUUAAAGGUGAAGAUAAUGGAGGAGGAGAGCAAAGAAAGGCAGGAGGAGAUUAGGAGGCUCAGGAAGCUGGAGAAGAAGCUUCAGCUGAAGGAGCUGAGAGAGAGGGAGGUGUCGACUAGACAGGAGGACCUGAUUCAGCAGAAAUGUUACUUAGAAGAUGAGGAAGACACUCUGCUGAAGACGACAUGGCCUGAAACCACCUCCACCUGGCCAAAAGCAGAAGAUCAGAAGUUCCAGCUCCCAGAACAGCUGAAAACCUCCUACCGCUCCUACCUGGAGGCUCUGACUCCAUCACCCCUGGAGAACACCAGGAGGAACCUCAGCAACAUCGAGGAGCAGCUGGAGAUCCUCCAGAGGAAAGUGUUUGGGCUCUCCGGACCAGUCAAUGUGACUGUGUGGAACGGAGAGUUCAAGAAGGAAGAGAAAAGAGAGAGAGUGGAGGAAAAGAAAGAAGAAGAAGAAAAAGAAGAGAUGAGCUUUCUGCUAGAACAACCGAGAGAAAGAGAACAAGAGCAGGACGAUUUACAGACAGAGAUACAGAAGCUCUGGACCACCGCAAUAAAGGAGUGCAGAACAGAAGCACCAGAAGAGAAGGAUGAGAGAGACCUCAAGAAAGAAGAAUGGAGGGAUGAGGAUGAGAAAAGAAAAGAGCAAGGAAAGUUGGAGGAGCUAGAGGAGUCCUUCCUAAAGAUGAAGAGAGAGAUGGAGAGGGUCAGGAAGGCGAAGGAAGAGAGAGAGACGACCCUGAGAAAAGAAAUGGAGAGAAAGAGAGAGCAAGAAAGAGAAGAGAUGGAAAGUCAGAUGAUGGAGAGAGAGAGGCAGAUGGUGGAGGAGCUGCAGAAACAGCUAAGAGAAAUGGAGAGAGAAAGAGCGAGACAAAAAGAGCUGGAGAGGGAGAAAGAAGAACGACAGAGGGAGGAGGAAGAGAGACUGAGAGAGAAAGAGAGGAGGAUGAAGGAAGAGGAAGACAUGAUUCGUAGAAAAGAGGAGGAGGAAUGGAAGCAGAAGUGUUUGGAGAUGGAGAAAAAGAGGCAGAAGCUAAGACUUCUGGAGGAGGAACAAGAGAAGAUGGAUAGAGAGAGGAGGCUAAUGGAGGAAAAGAAGAGAGGAGAAGAGGAGAAGCUUUCUGAGAUGGAGAGAAAGUUUGAGGAAGAACAAAUUAAGAGAAAGAGAAUGGAGAGAGAGAUGGAGAGGAGAAAGAAAGAAAUUGAAAGAGAAGAAGAAGAGGAGAAGAGGAGGAAGGAGAUUUUUGAGGAAGAGGAGAAGCUUAAGGAGAUGGAGAGAAAGCUUGAGGAAGAACGAACGAAGAGAAAGCUUGAAGAAGAGAGAAUGGAGAAGAGAAAGAAGGAAAUUGAAAGAGAAAAGGAAGAGGAGAAGAAGAGGAGGAAGGAGAUUGAGAACGAGGAAAAGCUUAAGCAGGAGAUAGAGAGGAAGCUUGACGGACAGAGAAUGGAGAGGAGAAAGAAAGAAAUUGAAAGAGAAGAAGAAGAGCAGGAGAAGAGGAGGAAGAAGAUUUUUGAGGACAAGGAGAAGCUUAAGCAGGAGAUGGAGAGAAAGCUUGAAGGAGAGAGAAUAAAGAGAGAGAUGGAGAAGAGAAAAAAGGAAAUUGAAAGAGAAGAAGAAGAGCAGGAGAAGAGGAGGAAGAAGAUUUUUGAGGACAAGGAGAAGCUUAAGCAGGAGAUGGAGAGAAAGCUUGAAGGAGAGAGAAUGAAGAGAGAGAUGGAGAAGAGAAAAAAGGAAAUUGAAAGAGAAGAAGAAGAGCAGGAGAAGAGGAGGAAGAAGAUUUUUGAGGACAAGGAGAAGCUUAAGCAGGAGAUGGAGAGAAAGCUUGAAGGAGAGAGAAUGAAGAGAGAGAUGGAGAAGAGAAAAAAGGAAAUUGAAAGAGAUGAGGAAGAGGAGAAGAAGAGGAGGAAGGAGAUUGAGAACGAGGAGAAGCUUAAGAAGGAUAUGGAUAGAAAGCUUGAAGGAGAGAGAAUGAAGAGAGAGAUGGAGAAGAGAAAAAAGGAAAUUGAAAGAGAAGAACAGGAAGAGAAGCUUAAGAAGGAGAUGGAGAGGAAGCUUCAAGGAGAGAGAAUGCAGAGAGAAAUGGAGAAGAGGAAGAGGGAGAUUGAGAAAGAAGAGAAGGAGCAGGAGAAACAGGACGUUUUGAUCCCACUGGAUCAAACGAAGAAAGAGAGAGUCAUGGAGGAGGAGAAGAAGGAAGAUCCAUCAAGCGAGGAGAAAGAGAUAAUGGUGGGAGAAACAUCAAAAGAGGAAGUGAAGAACAUCGAGGAAAUGAGGAAGCUUCACAUGGAGAAGGAAAAGCAGAGGAAGAAGGAGAUGAUGAAGAGGAUGUUCGCUCCAGGUGGGCUCAUCUUCAGGCCGCAGCAGGAGGAUGAUCAGCGGAGGCCUGUCAGAAGACAGAGGGAGGAUCUGAAGCCCUCCUCAUGCAGUGUUGAGGAGCAUCAGAAGACGGAAGAGGAAACGGAGAAACCACCACGCCCCUGCUGGCCUGUUUCCUCAAACGGAGAAGCAGUGGUCAUCACUGUAAAGCCCCUUCACCCAUUCCCAGAAGAAGAGGGCACUGAACUGGGCACCUCCUCCUCUGGUGCCAGUGCAAAGAGCAGCAUCGGUGGAGAAGUUGAGGAGGUCUUUACUGAGCCGGAUCCCAGUGAAGCAGAAGAUCAGACCUCCCUCAACCAGUCCAACACCUCAACACCAGCUGAUACAACCAGUGAGAUCCAACCCAACAACCAGCAGAAAGGUGUAGUGAACUGGAUCAGCAAGAAACUGCACCAGAGACACGAGAGAGCCAUCGAGAAGAGCAUACAGAGAGAGAAGAAGCACGGCAACAAGUUCUGCUUAGUCAGAAUGCCCGAAGCCGACAGACUGGUUCGGAUCUCGGAGUACGAGAAGAUGAAGCGGCAGAGGAUGCAGAUCAAGGAGGAAAACCGGCAGGAGAUGAUAAAGAAGUGGAACGACUGGCAGGAGAAACGUGCCGCAAAGAAGGCUGAGAAGAAGGAGAGGAAGGAGGAGAAGAAGAAGAGAGAUCAGGCAGAGAAGGAGGCUUAAAGAGGAAGAACAAAACAGAUAAACCCAGUCAAGCUCAGCCAAGCUACACUGAAAAAGAAAAUGUUUUUUUUACAUGAAAAUAUUUUGUAUCGGUUGUAAUAAAGUUGUAUACUCAUGCUGAACAUCUAUAUAUAUUUUUGGUUCACCGAACAUGACUUUCCCUUGUGAAAAAGAAGUAUACUUAAAUUACACUGAAAUAG
Molecule: messenger RNA, 3754 nt
Organism: Astyanax mexicanus (Mexican tetra)
Lineage: Eukaryota; Metazoa; Chordata; Actinopteri; Characiformes; Acestrorhamphidae
Product: golgin subfamily A member 6-like protein 22
Exons: 3
Coding region: 186-3554 (1122 amino acids)
Source: RefSeq, a predicted model, not a curated record